AGGUGUUGGUGGGAUGCAAAAACAAGACAGUGCAGGAGAAACUUAGCGGCUGUAACGGCGGCCGAGGUCAAUACCACAUUAGCAACCAUCGCUAUGGUGAGGCUAACAUUCGUAACCACAAGCAUUGCUGUAUUUGUGGCUAUUCAGACGUUUGCUUUAAUCGUCAUUUACUCCAGACAAAAGGUUCAAUUAUCGGUAUCUAAUAACCAGAAUAACAAGGUUCACAUUCUUAUUCUUUCAUCCUGGAGGUCAGGUUCUUCCUUUGUGGGGCAAGUAUUUAGUCAGCACCCUGAUGUUUUUUACUUAAUGGAACCUGCCUGGCACGUGUGGGUAAAUAUGUAUCAAAACAGUGCAAAGGUCUUGCAAAUGGCAGUUCGAGACCUUAUACGAUCUACAUUCUUGUGUGAUAUGUCAGUAUUUGAUGCCUACAUGAAAGAAAACAGACUAGUGUCUGAUUUGUUCCAAUGGGAAGUCAGCAGAGCUCUCUGCUCACCCCCUACAUGUGACUAUUAUGAAAGAACAGACCUCAGCAAUGAUGAAACUUGCAAGAAACAUUGCAACAUGUCUAAGUUUUUUAAAAUGGAAGAAGCAUGCAAAACAUAUAAUCAUAUUGUGGUCAAAGAAGUGAGAUUCUUUGAGUUAAUGUCACUGUUUCCUCUCCUUUCUGAUCCCUCACUGAACCUCAAAAUCAUCCACCUUGUUAGAGAUCCUAGGGCUGUGAUGAAGUCUCGUGGUAAAUCAUUCCAUGCAUUAAUGCGAGACAAUGGAAUUGUUAUCGGCACUCAUGGAACAUCCAUUGAAAAAGACAAAGCUGAAGCAUCAAACUAUGAAGUCAUGAAAGAAGUUUGCAGAAGUCACAUACGGAUUCAUGAGACAGCAACCAAGCAAGCUCCUGACUUUCUAAAACAACGCUACAUGAUGGUGAGGUACGAAGAUCUAGUAAGAGAUCCACUUAAUGAGAUAUCAACAAUGUAUAAAUUUGCUGGUUUAGCUUUAACUCCAAAACUUAGGUCUUGGAUAUAUAACAUCACACAUGGAGAAGGAGCUGGAUCAGCAUUCAAAAUAACAUCUCGGAAUGCUAGAAGCAUAUCACAGGCAUGGAGGACUGAGGUGCCAUUUGAAAAAGUUUUGCAAGUACAGGAUAUCUGUCAGGGAGCCAUGAAUAUUCUCGGAUAUCGAUUAGUUCAGUCUGAACGUGAACAGAAACUAUUAUCUCUGGACCUUGUCUUACCCCUGAGAGAAUACAAGUUUAGAUGGUUGAGUUCUGCUGAAGACCCAUCUUAAAUCAGGGAUGUCUUUUGGGCAUCAAAGAACUUAUAUUGUGUUUGUCUGCUGUUUUUGAUUUAAGAAAAACUUUAUCAAUCUUGUAUGAAGUGCACAAAGAUUGCUGGAUCUUUACACAAAUAUUUUUGAGCUGACAUUGCAAUAUUGUCGCUGGCUUCAAAAAUAGGCCAGAUGUUAUUUUAUUUUCUGUGAUAAACAAAAUUGGUCUCCAACUGUAGUACUACAGUUAGAAGAUAUUCACACGAAAAUAUGUAAUUAAUGCUGUAUUUAACUGUUAAUUUAGCAGUGGGAUUAUUUCAUUUUUGAGAGGACAAUGCAUCUGUGAUGAAUUCUUUUAAUAUGUUUUGGUUUAAUUUAGUGAAGACAAAAUUAUUAAUUUUAAAAUUGGGUGACUUGGGCCAGGAAGAAAAGUAGAAAGAAGGUCCCAUUGCUAUUUCAUGGAUUGUUUAGAAAAAAAACUAUGUAAAUUGCAUUUCUGGCACAAGUUCACAAGUGGAACAUUCACCAGCAUAUUUCAUGCAUAAAAUUAAUGGGCAGAAUGUUGUGAGAAAUGCACCAGUGGUUUCCCAUUGUGUACAUCCAUCUGGCAAAAGUCACUCAAUUAAUUAUAUAUUUUACUUUAAAGUUUACAUUUAGGGAGGGUUUUACUUUCAAGUAAAGUGUGUGCUGAAUCAUUCCAAGCACUACAGGGCAAUGGGCAACGGUUCAGAAAAAAAUCUUAACUUAUUAUUUGAUUAUUCUUUUUGAUGUAAUCACAGCAAAGCACCAAGCUCAAAACAAUAGGCCAUAUUUCUAGCCAGUGGAAGUUGAAUGAAAUCCCAUAUUGGCACAGCACAAUGAAAGUAAAUGUCUCUCUAUUUUUCCCAAAAAUGAGCUUUAAUCUAUUUUCAGAAGAAAAUCUCAUACCUCACCAAUGCCAUUACAGUUUAUUUCUGUUUUCCAUGCCAGUCAUCCUUGUUGACUAUCCAAAUUCAAUAGGAACAUAAAUCUUGGUAUCAUCCAAGAUUAGCUAUGUAAUUGAUGAAUUGCUUCAGAUCUAAUUGGAGCAGAUUCAUGAGACAAUUGAAUAUGUUAAGCUAUUUGAACUCAGUUGAACAGUAACUGCUUCAGAGAUAGUAGGAACUGUAGAUGCUGGAGGACCUGAGAUAACAAGGUGUAGAGCUGGAUGAGCACAGCAGGCCAACCAGCAUCAGAGGAGUGGGAAUGCUGACGUUUCGGACCUAGACCCUUCUUCAGAAAACUGCUUACUGGGUUUUCCAUUGAAGUUCACACACCUAUGAACACACCCAGUCACACACUUGCUGAAGCAUACCCACUCACAUAAUGGGCAAAUUGUUGGGUUCUUGAUUUAUGAUUGUAUUGUAGUCACUUGGCACCAGUGUUUCUACAAUGUAUGCACUCAAAAUUCAGACUGUACCAGUUCCUUUUGGCUUACGAUUCAUUACUUAUGAGUUAUUAAAAA
Stegostoma tigrinum is the source of this 2746-nucleotide messenger RNA. It is a transcript of the gene chst6, whose product is annotated as carbohydrate sulfotransferase 6. Bases 94 to 1284 code for a protein of 396 amino acids. Gene Ontology annotation, cellular component: Golgi membrane. Lineage: Eukaryota; Metazoa; Chordata; Chondrichthyes; Orectolobiformes; Stegostomatidae. Gene Ontology annotation, molecular function: N-acetylglucosamine 6-O-sulfotransferase activity. The record is from RefSeq and is a predicted model, not a curated record. The transcript is spliced from 2 exons. Gene Ontology annotation, biological process: sulfur compound metabolic process; carbohydrate metabolic process; N-acetylglucosamine metabolic process.